UCAACUGGUCGGAGUUGCCGUCAAUCAUCUAGAGCAGACUCCACCCGGUCUCCAUUUGGCCAGCAGCUGAAAAAAAUUUCGAGCAUUUACGGAGAGGAGAUUGUGGCUUCUCUAAUUGCUCGCUCUAGAGAUCGGAAUCUACAAGAGAAGUUGUUGACGAGUAUCUAUUGGCGGCCCUCGGAAUGGAGCACUAAGGGAGGAUCCAGGAAGGCGGAGAAAUAUGGAAUGGGUCCCCGCAGCUUCCUCCAUCUGAGGCCGAGCCCCACGCGCAUCUCUCCGAGCUAGUGUGCGAAGUGGAGAGCAGCUGCUCCCGCCGAGGCCCACGGCGGCUGCGCCCCGGCAUCCGCUCCGCAGACGCACCCGAGGUCGGCCUUGAACUUGACCUCAGACUGGAAGUGAGCGCCGCGGGAGCGGGGCUGGUGCAUCGGUUUUCUUCAAGGAAUUCUGCUAUUGCUCUGUCUUUCCCUGUGCCUGAGGCCUUUGGACUUGCAUAAUGUUAUCAGCGGCCUUAAUUACUUUGGUGAGAAGUGGUGGGAACCACGUGAAGAAGAGAGUAUUGUUAAGAUCUGUCCUUCUGCAGGACAACAGACAGGUGACUCCUACCUGCUACAGCUCCAUUUCCGAGCCGAGGUGUUCUCGAUUCGAUCCCGAUGGAAGUGGGCAACCAGCUACUUGGGACAAUUUUGGGAUCUGGGAUAACCGUAUUGAUGAACCAAUUCUGCUGCCACCUAGCAUCAAGUAUGGCAAGCCAAUCCCCAAAAUUAGCCUGGAGAAUGUGGGCUGUGCCUCCCUCAUUGGCAAACGGAAAGAAAACGAAGAUCGGUUUGAGUUCGCACAGCUGACAGAGGAGGUGCUGUACUUUGCGGUUUAUGAUGGGCACGGGGGACCCGCAGCUGCUGACUUCUGUCACACGCACAUGAAAAAAUGUGUGAUGGAUUUACUGCCUCGGGAGAAAGACUUGGAAACUGUACUGACCUUGGCCUUUCUAGAAAUAGAUAAAGCCUUUUCCAGUUAUGCCCACCUGUCUGCUGAUGCAAGCCUCCUGACUUCUGGGACUACUGCAACGGUAGCCUUGUUGAGAGAUGGUAUUGAACUGGUUGUAGCCAGUGUUGGAGACAGCCGGGCUCUUUUGUGUAGAAAAGGAAAACCCAUGAAGCUGACCACUGACCAUACCCCAGAAAGAAAGGAUGAGAAAGAAAGGAUCAAGAAAUGUGGUGGGUUUGUAGCUUGGAAUAGUUUGGGACAGCCCCAUGUAAAUGGCAGACUUGCAAUGACAAGGAGUAUUGGAGAUUUGGAUCUUAAAGCCAGUGGUGUAAUAGCAGAACCUGAGACAACAAGGAUUAAGCUCUACCAUGCGGAUGACAGUUUCCUGGUCCUCACCACAGAUGGGAUUAACUUCAUGGUGAACAGUCAAGAGAUCUGUGACUUUGUCAACCAGUGCCAUGAUCCUAAUGAAGCAGCCCAUGCGGUGACUGAACAGGCAAUACAGUAUGGCACGGAAGACAACAGCACUGCGGUAGUGGUGCCCUUUGGUGCCUGGGGAAAAUACAAGAACUCUGAAAUAAACUUCUCAUUCAGCAGAAGCUUUGCCUCCAGCGGACGAUGGGCCUGAUCUCCAGCCUGGAUUCAGUGUUCCUAAGCAGCAGUGUAUCAGUGAGCAUAUCAAGAAACUGGUAAUACCCAAAAGGCCACCUGUACCCAUGAGUCCUUGUGACCUCAUAGGUCCUAAGACAAUGCAAGCUUACCCAGCCAUGCACACAGUAGUAUUUUCAUAAAUCCUCAUCAUCAUCAUGUUCCACUGUACAUGCUCAGUGCCAGCACCAUGACAAAGCUGUGAAGCCACUGUGAGACUGAGCUGAGUUGGACAGGAAGUAGUUAUGGUACACGUGAUGAAUUAUAAAUCUAUGCCUUCUGUUUUGUGAUGCUGGAGAUUGAAUCCGGGGCUUUCUAGUUUUUAAGAUUAUGAGGCAGAUCCGUUUUCUUUUUAAUGAUUUUGUCCUUUAUUCAGUUGAACAGGUUUUCUGAAUUUUGGUAGCUCAUCAAUGUGUUAUUUGCAGGCAUUUCUUUUUCUUUCUCAUUGUGUAAAAUGGUUCUCACUAGCUGGCCUUGAACUCCUGGGUUAAAAAGUCUUCCUACUUCAGUUUCCUGAAUACCUAGGCCUGUAGGAUGCUCCAAAUUAAAAAUGUUUUUUGUUUUCAUUUUUAAUUUUUUAGAGCAGAAUAAGCAUAGAUUUAUUAUAAAAUAGUAUUCCUGGAAGAUGCAGAAAUUCCAAGGGAGGAAUACACACAAGUGUUAUUUUUUUUUAAUAAAUGUACCAAGGAGUAAAAAUGAAAACUAGUAAGAGGUAACUUCCCUGUUACUGUAUCUUGUACUCUGGACCACAUAUUAGGAAAUUUAACCCUGCAAAAGAAACUUCUUCAGGCAAAAGAUAUGGCUAAAGUGUAUAUAUAUUUGUAAAUAGCUCUCUUGUGUAUUUUAACUAUUUUUAGCCCUUUCCCCAUCCAUCCCUAUUUUCUAUAGUCAAAUAUGCUAUAUAGCUCCAAUUGUCCCUUAAUCUCCCAAGGAGAAUGUAUAGACUCUGAUCAAAACAUGUACAGUGACACACUGACAGUGUUUGUGUUUGUUGACAAGAUGUAUGUAAGAUGGUUGUUGUGUUUUUGUGUAUGGUAUGUUUAUAUCUCCUUUUAUGCACAUAGUAAGCAAGUUGGGUCAUUUGUUAGUAAAGAUAAUAUUACAAUGACUCACAUUGCUAUAGACAUAGCUUGAGGUUUAUCUCUCCAUUUUCCUCAUUUCUGAGAUUUAUGAGGAAGAGUAAAUCUUUUAAAAGGGAUAUUCAAACAUGUCAGCUUGCUAUAUAAAUUAGGAAUAUAAAACGGCACUCCUUUUUACCCGCAUAUAAAUUUGCUGUUAAACUGUGAGUCCCUAAAUGUGCGUUUGGAAUUAAUCUACAGUUUAUUUUCACAAACCAUACAAAUUUGGUAUAUGUGUGAUGAGUGUAUAAAUAUUUUGAAGUAAUAUAAAAUUAAAGGGAACAGACUUGUGGAGCCUUUAUCAGUUAGCUUUAAAUUAUUGAUAUAUUUAUCUCGAAGGACACUCAACAAAUUGAGUAGUUUUCUGUAGUAAAGAAUCAGUGGUUGUUAGUAGAUAACCACUAUGGAUUAAAAAUAUGAAUGGGGGUCGGAUGUCUUGCCCUAUGCCUAUAAUCUCAGGACUUGGGAGGAGGAGGCAAGAGAGUCAUGAUGGCGACUUUGAGAUCAGCCUGGGCUACAUAGAAAGUUCCAGGGAAACCUGAACCACAGCAUCUCUCCCCCAAACAAAGUAUCUACAACAAUUAACUAUAAGAGACAUUUUAUUAUGUGUAAUUUAUGUGGAUAACCAAAGAACAGAAGCAACCACAUUGUGUGGUAAUUUAAAUGUAAAAUUAUGGGCUAUGAAAAGAUUAGGGAAUGUUGAGAAUGACUUGGAAUUUUGAGGCACAAACAAGAGAAAAAUAAUGAAAUAUAUAUGCCUUCAAGUCUGGUGUGUUUUCUUCCCUUUAACUUUUGUUUUAAAUAUGUAGUAGAAAGCAAGUAAAUUUUUUUCAUCUUGUUUUGGGGAAUGGAAGAAAAUGUAUUUUAACUUUACUUGCCUAUACUAGUUAGAACAGGCUCAAUAAAGAAUUUAAGGUCUUUUCAUGCACAUUAGUUGACAGGAGAAAAACAUUGUCCUGGGGUGUUAGCUUACAUGUGCAGUUCCAACAUGCAGCAGGCUGUGGCAGAAGAAUCUGAAAUUUGCUAUGAGCUACAUAGCAAGACCCCAUCUCAGGAGACAACCAAAACCCACAGGAAAGAGUCCAGUCUGUGUUCACUGUCUGAAAUGAAGACGCACAGGAAGACCAGCAGAGCUGAGACGCUUUUUUAUUGAAUCAGUUGUUGGGACAGAAUUAUAAAAACAACUUUUAAGAGCACAGAGAACUUGUAAACUAAUGGGCACAGCAAAAUUCUCAAGCUUAAAAAUGACAUUCUGGUGUGUAGGCUACAUUUCUGUUCUGAAUUCUUUGCAUUACUGCUUUUUUUUCCCCUUGAAAUUAGGGUUGAGAGUGAACUUGUGGAGUUCGGAGGCUUUGAGAGUCAAUGAUAGAUUGGGGUGAAUUCCAGAUUUGAUGAGGAGAAAUCUCUAGAUGAUGGCCUUGGGUGCCCUUGGUCCUGUUUCAUCUAGAAAAGAUUUUUGGUGCUGCUGGUGGUGGUGAGGUUUGGUGUGUGGUGUGUGUGUGUGUGUGUGUGUGUGUGUGUGUGUGUGUGUUUGGGUAGACUUGUCUCAGCCUCCUGAGUGCUGAGUAUGUAGGCAUACACUCCCAUGCCGGUUUUACCUGGAAGAAAUUUAAAACUCUAAUCCAGUCUUCCUUGAUAAGACAUAGAGUGCUGGUCUCAUAGGGGCUGGGCUGUGCCCUUUCCUGCAGGCUUUCUUAACACACAUUUGUUUAAGAUCAAACCUGAAUGAAACUACAGGUCAAUAUGAAAAAGAAUACACCUGUCUUUAUUUUCUAAGUCUCAGUGUUAAAAUAUAAUUUAAAGAAUAUCUUAUUAUAAUCCUAAGUGAUAAGCAUACAUGCAUGCUUCUGUUAUUAAAAAUGGUACAAUAGUGGAAAGAAAGGGUCUGUUCUUACAUGCUUUUUAGUAUGAAUUUAGCUGGGAGUUUGCCAUGUGGAUGUAGGCUUGAUAUAAAUGAUGUAAUACAGGAAGUGUAUUGGUUAUAUUUAUGUGUGCCUUUCAUUUACAUAAAGUAUAUAAAAAAACUUUUUUGUGUUGUCACCAGUCAUUUGGUAUUAUGAUAUUUUACAAUUAUAAAUUUAUAAAUAUUUUAUCAGUUCAGAAGUAAACAUAGCCUUGCUCUCUGUCAGCUGUUCAUUUGUUAGAAUUCCUUGUGUCUUUCAACUGUUUCAAAUUCAGGCAUUUUUCCCCCCUAGGGUCAAAAGAUUUCUUUGUGUUAUAUGAUAUGAAUUUCCCAUAUUACAAACAUUCUUAAAUUUUUACUUUGAAGAUGUAGUAACAUAUAAUCUAAAAUAUGGAAAUUAUUUGAAUUUGAAAUUAUUUAAAAUUUGAUUAUUAGUUAAUUUUUCUAACAAUGGAUAUGGAAUUAAUCUCAUGGUAACAAAACAGUAAGAAAAUGCUUCCAGGUGGGACCUGGUGAGUUCAAGUUUAGAAUUAACAACUGCAGCCAAGCAUUUGUGUGUUCCUUUACUGUCAGGUUCCCCACAUACUUGCGUCUGUAAAACCCUGUGCCAUGAGAUUUGGGCUCUUACAUCACAUUGAGUUUCCUACGUUUCAUUCUGAGAAUGACUUAAUCAGGAAUAACAAGUUGGGUUUUACAAGAUGAAUAAAGCCAAAUGGUGACAUGCCUGCUACAAUUGACAGCUGGAAUAAGACCCAUUGGUUCUGUGGCAGCUCCCCUGGUUGUGGGAUGGUUAGAAUGGUUUAUGAUGUAAAAUUCUGGGCUGUGAGAACUUAGAUGUGCGGCCCCACCAACUACGACGACUGACCUGACAGUGGGUUCUAGUGCAAAAGGCAGCACAGUGAUGUGACCUAAAUUAAUUGAAUUUCUACUGAAGCUCUCCUGUGGAUAUUUGUUUUGUAAUUUGCCGAAGUCCUGCUUGGUACAGUCACUUUGUGGUGAAUUUGACUAUUGUUUUAAAUGUAUGUGCUAGAGUAACUGAACAAACUAAAGUCACCUGUCUCAGUGGUGAAAACAUCCUAAUAAAAUGCACAUAUUAAACUCC
Messenger RNA from Cricetulus griseus (Chinese hamster), 5755 nucleotides. Lineage: Eukaryota; Metazoa; Chordata; Mammalia; Rodentia; Cricetidae. The record is from RefSeq and is a predicted model, not a curated record.